GAAAUCGCCAGGGAAAAUUCGUCCGUAAUUCGACGGUAUUUUGUUUUCACUUUCCUGAUCACUCCCGGAGUGUCUCUGUAAAACGUCUGUCUAAGUGAUUAAUACUAAAUAUCGUCAGGUUAACUAAGUGCAUAAAAUUCAGCCGCGCAAUUUUUCUAGUCAAAUUAACAAAACAUUACAACGAUGAACAUAAAAAUGCCAGACUUUGAUGUUAAAAAAUUCGUGAAGGAUGCGGGCUCUACACUUUCCCGAGUGGUGCAGCUGACCGAGGAGAAACUAGGCACAUCGGAGAAGACAGAAAUGGACUCUCACUUUGAGAUUCUUAGUGAGCGGUCAGAUUGUGCCCGAAUGUGGACCGAGAAAAUUGUGCGUGACACGGAGGCGGCUUUGAUACCAAACCCAGCUAAUCGGGUGGAAGAUUUUAUAUUCGAAAAAAUUGAAAAGGCAAAGCCGAAACGGCUAAGCAAUCUUGAGUACCUAGGACUGGAUAUGAUCGAGGGUGGUGGUGAAUUCGGCCAAGACGGUGCCUAUGGCAGUGCACUGAUCAAGGUUGGACAGACACAGCAGAAGCUUGGCUCCUGCGAGCGUGAUUUCAUCGGUUCGGCCGGAAUGUGCUUCAUUCAGCCAUUGAAAAAAUUUCUGGAGGGUGAAAUGAAAACCAUUACCAAAGAGAAAGGAAUACUGGAAAGUAAGAGAUUGGAUUUGGAUGCAUGCAAAAAUAAAGUACGAAAGGCAAGAAGUAUGCUGGGUCAGCAGACGGCUGAACGAGACCUACGAGUAGCACAAUCAGAAUUCGAUCGGCAAGCAGAAAUCACCAAGCUGUUACUUGAAGGAAUUAGCACAACUCAGGCAACACACUUGCGGCAUUUGCAUGCGUUCGUCGAAGCCCAAGUGCGGUACUACGGGCAGUGCAACAAAAUAAUGAGCGAUCUGCAGCGAGAACUAGCCAGUCUGGGAGGUCCACAACCGUACGUCCCCGUAGCGGGAUACGAGGAGGAUGAAACGAAUCACCUAACAGGCCGCGUGAACAACAUCGAACUGGGCGGUAGCCCGGGCUAUAAGCGAGCCCGCGUUCUAUGCUCUUACGACGCCAAAGACGGCACUGAGCUGAAUCUGACAUCAAACGAGGUGAUCUUCGUCUGUGAGUGUAAUCCACCGAACAGUGACUACAUGAACGGAAAACAAGGUCUAUUGAAAGGUUUAGUCCCGAAGGCAUUCUUAGAAAUUCUGGAUGAAUAAUUUCAUGUACCUUUGGUAUUUCGUCCUAUCUAAUUCACUAAAUUACUCAGAAAAAAUGCCUAUAACUACUUUAAUAUAUUUUAGUUAUUUUUAUUUUAUCAACACUAAUAUCGCUGUUUUACUUGAGUUCAUCCUAAAAUUACGUCAAAUAUAUGAGUUUUUUGCGCCUGGUUGCGUGUUACUAUGAAAAUAGCAUUAGAUUUAAGCAAUGACAUGCUUCGACAACACUAAAAUAGCUCUGCAUAGCACAUAAGAUAUAUUUUAGAACAUAUAACCAAAAUUUUUAAUCGAAACGAAGUCAGUUAUAUUGAGUAAAACAUUGAAUCGCUCGAUGGAGGCUAUUCUGUCAAUUAUUACUUCAAAUUAUUGAAUGGUUGCAAAGCUGAUUAACAAUGCGAUAGAAAGAUAAGCAACAAUGAAAGAACAAUAAUGUUAAACAUUCCUCCUCGUGAAAUUGUCAUCAUACAAAACCCUCCUCAGAAGAACAAUAUUUGUGUGAUUGUACGGCACGACUUAAAUCAUAACUAUCACUGAAUACUGGAGUAAGAUUACUGUUAAAACAACGAGCACGUAACUUUGCUCAGACAAAAUACAAAAAGACAUGAUACUCGAUCAAACUUAAUCUCUCUUAAAACUUAAAUAAUAUCAUGUAAUGGAACCUGAAAAUACAAUAACCCGAACAUAUUGUUUUUAUAAGAUUCUCUUGAAUGAUAUUAUUGACGAAGCAAAAACCUAGAUGUUAUUUAUUGCAAAUAUUAACAAGUUAAGCUAUCUUGCUUUUGAAAACUAUAAUAAACAAGUGAAAUCAACAGCAUGAGCUGCACAGCACCGUGCUAACAUGAAAACAUGAGUCAAUAACAACGUGGAAACUAUAGGAAUCUAAUUCAGUCUCUUCCAAUACGUAUUAUUGUUUGUUGGAAAACGUAUUCUCGUUAGUCUAUACUGCUUUACCAGUUCGUGAACAU
Molecule: messenger RNA, 2204 nt
Organism: Sabethes cyaneus
Lineage: Eukaryota; Metazoa; Arthropoda; Insecta; Diptera; Culicidae
Gene: EndoB
Product: endophilin-B1
Exons: 6
Coding region: 184-1239 (351 amino acids)
Cellular component (GO): cytoplasm
Molecular function (GO): protein binding
Source: RefSeq, a predicted model, not a curated record